GUCUUUCGAUAUGCGGCUUGGGGUCCCCGAGCUGGAUUUUGUAGAGGACCACCUGCAAGACGACGGUGAAGACCCAAGUGGGCCCAAUCACCUCUGGACCUCGGCUCGUUGAUAGCUGACCCCACCCCUCCAGCGCAGCUCUGGCCAGUGGCCACUUAGUAACUGGCAACGAGCAACGACCAAGAGUGUGCCUAUCUUGAUGAUUUCUCUCGUUUUUCUCUUUUGGGCGCUCCGUAGCGCUAGGCCAGUCCCCAUGGCAAACUUCAGGACGAGCAUAUGAUGGAUGAGUGAGCCUAUACCUACCUCUCCUGCGCCUUUUCGAGGAUGGCCUACCCCUAUCAGAAGCUGCGAGACAAUGAUAUCAGAGUCCUGUAUCUUGCUCCGGGGAAAAGCUCAGAUCCGAUUCGCUGUGGUCUCAUCACCCUAUCUCUUGCCAACAAUCCCAGAUAUGAAGCGCUCUCCUAUGCCUGGGGUGUCAUCGACUCCUACAAUCUCAUCACCGUGGACGGCUGCCCAAUGAGAAUAAGAGAAAACCUCGAGACUGCGCUGCGCCACUUGAGAUAUGAGCAGAGGGAUCGGAUCCUAUGGGUCGAUGCUCUUUGCAUCAACCAAGAGGAUGAUGAGGAGCGGUCUCAGCAGGUCUCAUAUAUGAGCCUCAUCUAUAGCAAGGCAAUGUCAACUGUCAUUUAUUUGGGCGACCGGGAUAGUGACACCGAUAGGGCUUUUGAUGCGCUAGAAAUGUUCUCGCAAGAUCGCCAUCUUCCGGACCUUCCAAUCUGGAAGGCCGAUGAUCCAGGACGGAUUGAGUGGGCGGGCGUGCUCGUGAUCGAACGUAUACUGCUGUUUCCUUGGUGGGGAAGGACUUGGAUUAUCCAAGAGGUAGCUCUUGCUAGAAAUUUAGUGAUGGUCUGUGGUAAGCGCUCGUUGAAUUGGGAUUCUGUUGUGACACCAGCGGUGCACUCGAUGGUCAAACACGUGAACUCAUGCUGCAUGGGUUGCGUUGCGCAAAAAGACUACCAGAGGGCCAAUCGACGUUUAAAAUCGCCCUUAUACCAGUUGAUGCAAAAUUUGGAUACGAUUCGAAGAAGCAUCCAACGAGGAAGUGCACCCGCACUCUUGCAGUUGCUAAAGAAUUAUAGGGAUAGAGAGGCUACAGACCCACGCGACAAGGUCUAUGCUCUGUUAGGCAUCGCUGGGGAUGUAUCCCUCUAUGCCAUCAUACCUGACUAUCAAAUACCCUUUGAAGAAGUCUACAAAGCAACUGCGCUGCAACUUAUUCUAAUGUACCGGAGCCUUGAGGUGCUUAAUCUCACGCUUGGACUUUCGAAAUCCUCUGAUUUGCCCUCAUGGACGCCUGAUUGGCGAGUGUCUCCUACAGAUAGCAAAAAGGUUGCCAUGCAUUGCUCUCAUGAAAGGAACCUGGGAGGCUAUCGGGCAUGUGGCCGGAUGCCGUUCUUUGUUUUCCGCAGAGAAGCCAACUUCCUAUGCGUGAAUGGAAUCUACUUCGAUGACAUUGCUGAGCUCAGUGACGUACUUGAUACAGAACAGGAGACCGCCUUGAAUGAAACUCUUGCCCUGUGGGAAGAAAAGAUCGUUCAUAGGCAGCGGAUAGAACGGUCAUACGUGGGUGGGGGAGAUUGGCUGGGAGCUUAUUUCAGAACAAUGGCGGCAGAUCUGAUCAUGGUAUUACGAAGUGAACUAUCGAAAGAUGAGAUCCCGGUGGAUGUCAUUCCAAUGGCCCGAGAUGUCUUCCAAGCCUUCAGGCUGAAGACAGGUCUGACAAUGAAACUUGUUACAUCUCCGGAAAUAACAACAGAUCCAGAUAUUGUACAGAUUCCUGAUGAAGAGCAGAUGAAUAGGUUGAUGGCACUCAAGAUGGCCUUCCAAAACCGCCGCCUCUUCAUCACAAAAAGGGGAUAUCUAGGCACAGUACCCGAGGAGACCCAACUCGGGGAUACGGUCCACAUUCUUUGUGCCGCCAAAACGCCAAUGAUUCUACGCUUGGGACCGGUGACUUUUAUGGGCAGAAGUGCGAACGGUCACCAGGUUGUUGGCGACGCUUAUGUUCACGGCAUCAUGAAUGGAGAAGCGUGCAAUGGCACCCGGCCACCAAGGCCACACCUCAUAUAUUGAACGGGAUACUACCCAAGAUAUAAAAAGAUGGUUAAUAAACCAGUGCCAUAAGUGCAGUACCUGAGAUCCAAAGGACACUUAGUGCGGCAAUACCCAGAGAAGUGUAAACGAGGGCCGGUGCGAUAUGGAAGACGGGAAAGAAGGGGCUUAGGUAUGUAGCAGUCAAACAUCUACUAGCCUGACUUGGGCACAGUAAAUCAUCAUUCAACGGCCC
Molecule: messenger RNA, 2347 nt
Organism: Amorphotheca resinae ATCC 22711
Lineage: Eukaryota; Fungi; Ascomycota; Leotiomycetes; Helotiales; Amorphothecaceae
Exons: 2
Coding region: 325-2133 (602 amino acids)
Source: RefSeq, a predicted model, not a curated record